This is a messenger RNA of Aspergillus versicolor CBS 583.65, 1773 nucleotides long. RefSeq lists its product as uncharacterized. The record is from RefSeq and is a predicted model, not a curated record. The transcript has a single exon. The coding region runs from base 1 to 1773 and encodes 590 amino acids. Lineage: Eukaryota; Fungi; Ascomycota; Eurotiomycetes; Eurotiales; Aspergillaceae. Gene Ontology annotation, molecular function: DNA-binding transcription factor activity, RNA polymerase II-specific; RNA polymerase II cis-regulatory region sequence-specific DNA binding. Gene Ontology annotation, biological process: regulation of transcription by RNA polymerase II; cell development. Gene Ontology annotation, cellular component: nucleus.
AUGUAUUUGGGUUUUGAUUCGAUAUUUUCGUCACCUACACUUAGAUACGCUCCAUCUCAAUCUCCGCCAGCACUUGAGUCAUCGAAUCGUUCCAGACGACAUUUCACCCGCGAUACAGUUAGAAUCUUGGAGCAAUGGCUGGAAGCUUGCUCUGACAAACCGUAUCCCACAAAAGAAGACAAGACUUUCCUGGCCCAAAGGACUGGUCUCGGCGUCGCCCAAGUAUCGACUUGGUUUGCCAAUGCACGACGACGGCGUAAGUAUGGCACAUCAAGGAAGGGAUCUUUGACGUCCCAAUCCAUUGAGUCGUGCAGUGAUUUCCAACUGCCAACCGCCGAGCAAUGGUCUACCAUGAACCCGCUCGAUCGCUGGGAGAACUCGCCUCCGGAAAUCGAGCCUGCGCCGUUGGAAGCCAUCAUGAGCGCUGUGGCGGAUAGUGACAGCAAUAAACUGGCCGAGGAAAACUUUAGGCUUGCAUCUUCCACGGGUAGUGAACGCAGACACUCAGCUUCGGCUGGUAACGACGCCCAGUCGGUAGUGUCUUCGAACCCAUCCUGGUCGGCUCUAUCUAGCAGCUCGAACUCAUCUGCGCACAGCUCCAAUGUUUCUGGGGGAUCGUUCGGUCGCUUUUAUCUCGACGAAACUACACGGCGGCGCCGCCGGCGCCGACAGAAGACGUCCAAAACGGUGAAAACAGAAAAAAGACCUUUCCAGUGCACAUUCUGCACUGACAAAUUCCGUACGAAACAUGACUGGAUGCGGCACGAGAAGACGCUACAUCUGUCGUUAGAGAGUUUUACCUGUGCUCCAUUUGGUCCCGUUUACAGAAACACGACAGAUACUGCUGACCACUGCAUCUUCUGCGACGAACCCAAUCCAACAGAGGCCCAUAUGGAAGGGCACAGGUUCACAGGAUGUCAGAAAAGACCGUCGAAUUUCCGGACGUUUUACCGCAAGGAUCACCUUAUUCAGCAUCUCCGUCUAAUACACGGGGUCACACAUGUGUUGCCGGUUAUAGAGACGUGGAAGUCGCAAAUUCAGCAUAUUAACUCGAGGUGCGGCUUCUGCAGCAAGACAUUUACAUUAUGGUCUGAACGAAAUGAUCAUAUCGCGCAGCAUUUUCGCGAUGGAGCAUUAAUGAAAGACUGGCAAGGGUGCCGCGGACUUGAUGCCCCUGUGGCUCUGGGGGUGGAAAAUGCUAUGCCGCCGUAUCUGAUUGGAAACGAAUCGACAGGAAUGAAUCCAUUUAGUGCAUCUCGAUUAGCGGAUAAUUCUGGCGAUAUGGACUACAGAGACGCAUCCACAAGCUCCAAGCCGACUCUUUUUGAGCACCUUACGGCUCAUUUGGCUGAAUAUGUGCAAAGGAUGAUCAACAUCGGAGAGGCUGUUACCGAUGAGAUGCUGCAAAAGGAAGCGCGCUGUGUUUUAUACUGUGAUGAUGAUCCGUGGAAUCAAACGCCAGCAGACAAUGCCGAGUGGUUGAAAUUAUUCAAGGAAGCGGUUGGUAUGGAGCAGACCGAAUUUUCUGGUGAUUUGAACAGUGAUAAUCCGAGCUUCUUUCUCCCAUGGUCGGCAGAUCAAUGGACACCUUUUAGAUCCAGCCCUGGGAUGGACCUCCUGGACUUGGACAACACAUACAUGCCCUGGCCAUGGCAGAGCCCCGAGUGCCUUGUUCAGAUUCGGCGGAAUAUGCAGCCAAUUUCACCUGAACAAUGUGAACAAGAGGAUAUUUUCGCGGGGUUCGAUUCUUUUCUGUUGGAUAAUGAGUUAUAA